Molecule: messenger RNA, 470 nt
Organism: Hydractinia symbiolongicarpus
Lineage: Eukaryota; Metazoa; Cnidaria; Hydrozoa; Anthoathecata; Hydractiniidae
Exons: 2
Coding region: 30-470 (146 amino acids)
Source: RefSeq, a predicted model, not a curated record
AAGAAAAACAGAAAUAUAUAUUCGAAUCCAUGGAAGAUGUCGAUGUAGCAGUUAGAAAUCUCGAGAUAAAAUCAUUAUCCCAUUUCUCUGUUUAUCAAAAAGAUAAAUCAUUCGGAGUUGCUGAUAUUAAUUUAAAAAAUCACAAGAUUCUCUUCGAAGAUAUCAAGAACAAGGAGUCACCCCAACAAAUCCUUUGGUCCGGAACUCCUUUUGUGAUUGUUGGAAAAAAGUCGCUAGAUUGCACGCGCGGCGUAGAUCAUGGCAUAUUAAAAAAGAAGAAAAUACAGGAUGAAAAAAUCAAAGGAAAAGUAUGUUUUACCUUUGCUUUGAAAUCUGAAAAGGAAAAAGAAAGGAAAAAUAAUAACCUUUUUCUUAUCUAUAGGAUUCUCAAACACAUCGCAAGGUAUACAGUAAGGCUCGGUUUAUGGUUCAAAAUUCGAAAAAACUUGGUUGUCCAGCAAAAAUCAUAA